Molecule: messenger RNA, 1558 nt
Organism: Nannospalax galili (Upper Galilee mountains blind mole rat)
Lineage: Eukaryota; Metazoa; Chordata; Mammalia; Rodentia; Spalacidae
Gene: Nudt17
Product: nudix hydrolase 17
Exons: 8
Coding region: 43-930 (295 amino acids)
Biological process (GO): NADP+ catabolic process; NAD+ catabolic process
Cellular component (GO): cytosol
Molecular function (GO): NADH pyrophosphatase activity
Source: RefSeq, a predicted model, not a curated record
CCAGGGGGCGACAGGCGAGUCGCGGAGACUCAGCGCUGCGCGAUGGCGACCACGCGGGCGCUAUUGCGCCUGUCCGGGCGUGCGGAAUCCGUGAGCUUCGCGCAGAGCGUGUGUGGCCUGCUGAGCUUGAGGCCGGGUCCCGGGCCGUGGACCGCACACUGCAGCUUGGAGCGAGGACAGCUCGUCCUCUCCGGCAGGCCGUUCCCCGGCGCCUCGGUGAGGCUUCCACUCCAGAGACCUCCUUUCUGCCCAUUUGCGGCUCUGGACCAGCAGCCCGGAGCCUCCAGGAUCGAGAUGCCCAGGAACCGAGGUGUGGAACUGUGUGUGGCCGUCAUUCUGCAGUCCAGUGACCAGACUGUCUUGUUGACCCGAAGGACACGCACCCUCAGCAUUUCCCCCAACAUCUGGGUCCCUCCAGGUGGGCAUGUGGAACCUGAUGAGGAGCUACUGGACGGAGGGCUUCGAGAGCUGUGGGAAGAGAGUGGCCUACAACUGCCCCAGAACCAGUUCUCUUCAGUCCCUCUGGGGUUAUGGGAGUCUGCCUACCCUCCCAGGCUGAGCUGGGGCUUCCCCAAAUACCAUCAUCUUAUUCUCUAUGUACUUGUGAUCUCCCAGGAGUCACAGCAGCAGCUGCAGGCCCGGAUCCAAGUAAACCCAAAUGAGGUGAGCGCCUUUAUGUGGCUGGGACCAGAUGUAGCAGAGGCUGUGGCUGCCACAGAGGAUGGGACAAAGACACUCAGGCUUCUCCCUGAAGACUUACCACCCUCUGUCCAUGUAAUAGAACUGAGGGAUGAUGGAAGAACCCAACCUCUGGUCCUGCCCACAUCCACACUACUGCGGAUGACCCCAACCACAGGAGAAGACAAAGAGAGGGUCAGCCCUGGAACCAAGUUUGCCCUCAGGCUCUGGCUACAACAUUUGGGCAGAUAAAGGUGAAAGUGAAAGUGAUGUUGACAUGGACCCUGGACCAGCAAAAGAGAGAUGGGGGCUGGCAAGAUGGUUUCUCAAGUAAAGGCUCUUGCCAUGCAAGCCUAGCAACCUGAGACCUGAGUUUGAUACCUGUGAACCCAUGUAAAGGUGGAAGGAAACAAAACAUCCCAUAAAGCUGUCCACUGACUUCCACAUGCAAUAUGGCAUGUGGCACUUAUGCAUUAAUAAAUAACAUUUUUAAAGGAAGGAUGGAGCAUGGCCCUUCUUCCCCACAAACCAGAAGUCUAGAAAGUGAAAUAAAAAAUCCCCUCCUUGGUCCACCUCCAUGACACUCACAGAACAUUCACAACCUUUAUUAUGGGUGAGAACUUUGCUACAACUUUGGGAAUAGAAAGUAAAAUUACAACAUAGGACCUCAGCCCUGGAGAACCCUGAAAAGAUUGGGAAGAAGAGAAGGGUCCUCCCACCACCCAGGAAAGGUGCAGAAUGAUCCAGACCAGGUCUCUAAAAGCUCAGGUCCUUGGCUGUUUAGCAUAAGAAAUAUUGUGAACUUAAAUAUAUAAAUAGAGACCCAGGCAAUAAGCAGGUCACUCCCUGCUCACAAGCCCCUGGGGAUCACAAGUAAGGC